This is a messenger RNA of Neurospora tetraspora, 918 nucleotides long. Its product is annotated as acetylxylan esterase precursor. Gene Ontology annotation, molecular function: hydrolase activity. The coding region runs from base 126 to 809 and encodes 227 amino acids. The record is from RefSeq and is a predicted model, not a curated record. Lineage: Eukaryota; Fungi; Ascomycota; Sordariomycetes; Sordariales; Sordariaceae. The transcript is spliced from 2 exons.
AAUCCCAAAAAAAGUUUCCAAGUAUAAGACCGCCAGCUCCUCUUCCCAUCCUCCCCUCCAUUCCACACUGUUCCUCCAUCACUACAGCUCACAUACCACAUCACUCCGACACCAAUCCCAUCACCAUGAAAUUCCCAACCCUCAGCCUCCUCCUCACCGGCCUCGCCGCCGCCGGCCCCCUCACCUCCCGCCAAUCCUAUUCCUGCCCCAAAGUCCACAUCUUCGGCGCCCGCGAGACCACCGCCCCGCAAGGCUACGGCACCUCCGCCGGCCUCGUCAACAGCAUCGCCUCCGCCUGCCCCGGCUCCACCAAGGAAGCCAUCGUGUACCCAGCCUGCGGUGGGCAAUCCUCGUGCGGAGGCGUGUCUUACGACAACAGCGCCUCACAGGGGACUGCGGCCGUGGUCAAAGCCGUGACCAACUUGAACCAGAGAUGCCCGGAUACGAAGAUCGUGUUGGUCGGGUAUAGUCAGGGCGGACAGAUCAUGGAUAAUGCGCUGUGCGGAGGGGCGGGGGCGACGUUGACGGGCAAUGCGCUGAGGGCUGUGAAGGCGGCGAUUUUUAUGGGGGAUCCGCAUAAUGUUGUUGGACUGCCGUAUAAUGUUGGGACGUGUAAGGCGAAGGGGUUUGCGGCCCGCCCGAGCGGAUUUAAAUGCUCACCUGCCAGCCCGUCGAUCAUUCAGAGCUAUUGCGACUCGACUGAUCCUUAUUGCUGCAAUGGGAAUGAUGCGAACUCACAUCAGCAGUAUGUGAACAAGUAUGGACAGCAAGCGUUGGCGUUUGUGAAGAAGUUGGUGGAUGCCGCUUGAGUUGAGGUUGGGUUGGGUCGGAGAUAACGGCAUGGGUGGGUUCAUGCGGCCCUCGGUGUUGGACAACAUGGUGCAUGGCCCCCAGGUACUGCACAGCACGAUGUUGUAA